Messenger RNA from Symsagittifera roscoffensis, 1117 nucleotides. RefSeq lists its product as uncharacterized. The transcript has 8 exons. The record is from RefSeq and is a predicted model, not a curated record. NCBI's taxonomy places the organism in Eukaryota, Metazoa, Xenacoelomorpha, Acoela, Convolutidae. Bases 154 to 960 code for a protein of 268 amino acids.
GGCAUCAAAAAGAUCGGAGGCACCAAAAAUGCCUUCAUUAAAUCACUCUGGCGUGUAAGUCAUUAAACCAGUAGAAUUGCUCGCAAUUUGCUUCGGUGUAACAAAUAAAAUAACGAAAGAGCGAAAAAAUCAUCUACAGUUUGUAACUGCAAUAUGGACUUUUACGUGAAAAAUUUUCUUGCCAUAGUCUGCUUUUUGAUUUCAAUCCGGGAUACAAUAGGCAACGAGCGGCCGACUUGCCAAGAAGAAUGUCCUGAAGGUUUCGAGAAGAUCUCGGGUCUGUCCCACUGCUAUAAACUGUUGCUGCCACUGGGUCCAGUUAGUCAGGACAAAGCAGUCGCUGCGUGUGGCUUCGAGGGGGGCUCAACUGUCCUCACUUUCGACUCCCCCGGAGAAGAUCAAGUGGUACGCGAUCAUUUCUUCGCCCAUUACCACAAGGCUAUCCAGAGCGAUCAAGCAUACUUGCACAACGCUGGGUUCUGGACUGGCUAUGUCAGAAUGUAUGGAAACGUUACCAACCAAUUCUUAAACAUGUACUCUGGACUCCCAAUGGAUGAAGACCUCUUCAGGCCUGGUCAACCGGAUAAUAUUGUGCUGGGCAGUUGGGGCGAAGAAGCUUGCGUGGCUCGGAAGAAGUUCUCCAAGGAAACUCUUAAUCGGAAUGGAGACCAGGGUCUGGACGACUACACCUGCGGGUUCCCCCAAUGGGUCAUCUGCAUGCAGCGUGAUGUGUUUGGACUGAACAAGCGAGCCUACAACACGGCUCUGAUGGAUGGCGUCCAGCUACCUACCGGGCGACAGUGCGAGCUGGAUUGGACCCAGCAGAACCUGUACCAGCUGACCAUGUUGAAGGACAAGCAACUGGCCAAGGGGUUGGAUGAGGCAAUAGAGUUGGCCGACCGAUACACGGAAAUUCUCAACUCCGACGCUAUCAGAUCUCCAACUUGCCCUGUAGUUUGACCAAUCAAAACGAAGUCAGAAGAUGAUGAGGAAAAUAGCACGAACUUCUGGUUCCCCUGUAAAUAAAUAAAAGUGUACUGUGCUAGUUCUAUUGUAAACAUUUUGUAAAAAUUUAUUUCACAAAUUUUCUAAUUGUCAGUUGUAAAAUUAACAUUGU